This is a messenger RNA of Cladocopium goreaui, 1236 nucleotides long. Lineage: Eukaryota; Dinophyceae; Suessiales; Symbiodiniaceae. The record is from the annotation of a GenBank genome assembly.
AUGGCAGAACCUCCAAAUGGAGAAACAACAGUGGCUGAACAAGCUGCUGCAUUGGGUGAGCAAAAUGCACCAAAGACACCUGAGAAGAAAGAAAAUGAGUCAAGGAAGGAAGCCACAAAGAAAGCUACACCAAAGAAAGCCACUACACCAAAGGCAGCCACACCCAAGUCACAUGCUAAAGUUAAAAAGGUACCAAAGUCACAAGCAAAGGCAAAGUCAACACCAAAGGCAGCACCCAAAGCAGCUGGCAGCAACAAGCCAAAGCAUACAGAUGAGCAGUCAGAGCAGGAGCAGAAGAAGGAACCCCCAAAAAAGAAAGGAAAGGAAACUUUGAAGGACCAAGCAAUGAAAUGGGUUGACAAUUUAGACAAGCCAGAAGAUGAAGAGAAGGACAAUACCACAGAGGCAAAGGCUGAAGAGAGAGACAGGCAGAAGGCACAAAAGUUUAGAAAGCUUGAGAAAGCAGGUGCUUUGCCUGCAGAAGUGAAGGAGGCCUUUGAUAAAAAAGAGGGCAACAACUUUGUGAUGGUUCCCAAAGACCCUGCCUUCAAAAGGGUUCAAAAGCUGUUGGAUGUGAAGUAUGGAAAGGAAGAGGCACAAAGUUUCCCCUGGUCCAUCAUGCUCUAUGACAAGUUUGGUGGCAACGAAAGUGCACUAGAGAAAGCUUUACAGUGUGGGGAUGUUGUUGUGACCAGCUACCAGGGAAAGGACUAUUAUAGCUACAACACUUUGAAGUCAGGCAGGAUGAAAAGUUUGGGUGAUGAAAGUGAAUUGAAUGAUGGCCAGCACAGCUUGGAUGAAAGCUCUCACCAAGUCAUUUCUGACUGGUUCAAGAGCUUGAAUGUUGGCUCACUGCAGCAGCAAGUGGAGGACUCAGCAGAAGCAGCAGGAGACACAGUUCUAGUUUUAACAAAGCCAAAGACUCAAGAAGUUGACUGGAACCAUGUUGAGAAGGUGUUGCAGUCAGCAAAGGCUGCUCAGGAAAAGUUGAUCAGGGAUGGCAUGAAGUUGAAGGAACAGGUGUUGGCAGCAAAGGAUCAGGACUUACUUGACACCUUCAAGGGCAGCCUCAAGGAUUUGCAGGACAAUGACAAGGAUUUGGACCACUGUUUGCUGUGGAAGGUCUGCUGGUUUGGUGUGAGGGUCACUGUGAGAGGUAUAUACUUUGAGAACACUUGGAGAUUUGCACUUUCAGGGUUGCACUUUGUAGGGGGCACUUUGAAGGUCACACUUUGA